This is a messenger RNA of Lathyrus sativus (Indian pea), 567 nucleotides long. Lineage: Eukaryota; Viridiplantae; Streptophyta; Magnoliopsida; Fabales; Fabaceae. The record is from the annotation of a GenBank genome assembly.
AUGGCAAUGAUAACAAGUAGUAGAUGCUUGAGUGUGAAUCUGAAAGAAACAAGAUUCAAUUCCCAUGUUCCUCUCCCUUCUCACCACUCCCUCAUCCCUAUUUUCCACAACAUUCAUCCUUCACCCGUGCUUCACACCAGCUUCCAUCUGACGGCGGUGGUGCCCAAAGCUUCAGCCGGAAGCUACAGCUCCACCGAUGACGACGAUGGAGUUUCUCUCGGCACCAUGAAAUUGCCGGUUAACAUCGACCUUCAGAGAUUCGAUUCCCUCUUAUUUCAGUGGGCAAACAGCCUUUCACAGGGAGCCAAUCUACCACUUGCCAUGCCUCUCAAGGUGGACAAAAUAGCCGGUGGAGCAAGAUUGGGAUUUAUAACCAUUGGAGAUGGGGACACAGAAGUUCUUGUGUAUAUUGACUGUUUGGUUUUUAAACCCAAUGAAAGUUCUGCUCCAAUUUUCCGUGCCUCCAGACAUGGAGUCUUAAAAGAUAAGGUGCCACCUGGUGAGCCCAGAAUCAUGAGGAGCCUUAUGCAAGCUCUUCAGAAGUCGGUUCAAAUCGCAACACUGUGA